AUGAAUGAAAGCGUCGGGAGUCAACAAAUUUAUAUUUUAGAGCAUUUACUAAGGGUGGUAAAGAAUAAGCAACCUCUUUUCAAUAGCGUUCAGCUGAACCGAGAACAGAUACGCGAAUGCAAUCAACUUAUUUGGAACGGAAAUAUUGCCAAUAGGCUUAAACUACUGCAUCAACUGAAUGCAAUUUUAGCAAAAAAAGACCUAUCUGAGAGAGGCUUGUAUCAGGUAAAUGAAAAAUUAAGUCUCUUGUUAUCUACAAAUGCGCAAGAACCUAGAAAUAAUAUUUUGGAUGGCCACACACUGACCAUUAUACUGAUAGAGACGUUAAUUAAUAUUUGCCACAUAGUUUCCAAAGAUAUUAGUGAGUCAAGAAUACGAGAGUCUCUGCGACAUUCAAUCAUCGACUGUGUUCAGUCACGCUUCAUAAAAAACUACGUGACAAAUAUGUGGAAAUAUGCUAAACAGGAGCUAUAG
Lachancea fermentati is the source of this 474-nucleotide messenger RNA. The record is from the annotation of a GenBank genome assembly. NCBI's taxonomy places the organism in Eukaryota, Fungi, Ascomycota, Saccharomycetes, Saccharomycetales, Saccharomycetaceae.